This is a messenger RNA of Nerophis ophidion (straightnose pipefish), 6427 nucleotides long. Its product is annotated as UDP-N-acetylglucosamine transferase subunit ALG13 homolog. Gene Ontology annotation, biological process: dolichol-linked oligosaccharide biosynthetic process. Gene Ontology annotation, molecular function: hexosyltransferase activity. The transcript has 4 exons. NCBI's taxonomy places the organism in Eukaryota, Metazoa, Chordata, Actinopteri, Syngnathiformes, Syngnathidae. The record is from RefSeq and is a predicted model, not a curated record. The coding region runs from base 137 to 631 and encodes 164 amino acids.
CGGUAGUGACGUCACGCACUCACUCCGGAAAAGACCUGUCAGACGGCGGCUGCUAGCCGCGUGUUUUGGUGACGUAGCAAACAACAGAAGACACUUUUUAUAAAUUUAAUUAGAGCAUUUAUUCUCACGCACAGCGAUGAAGACUGUGUUUGUUACCGUGGGAACUACCAGCUUCGACCAGCUUAUCGAGGAAAUAACGUCUGCCCAUGCUGUUAAGGCUUUAAAAGACCGCGGAUAUGAGCAGUUGGUCCUUCAGGUUGGACGAGGGUCCUUCCUCCCAGACGCCCACACCUGUCCACACAUCUACCUGGAGGUGUUUGCCUUCAAAGACUCCAUAGCAGAGGACAUGGAGCAGGCAGACCUGGUCAUCAGCCACGCAGGUGCGGGAAGCUGCUUGGAGGCCCUGGGUGCGGGCAAAGCCUUGCUGGUGGUGGUCAAUGACAAGCUGAUGGACAACCACCAGCUGGAACUGGCCAGGCAGCUGCACCAGGACUCCCAUUUGCUCUACUGCACCUGCAGCACUCUGACGGAAACACUGCGGACCAUGGAUCUGUCCGUCCUUCAGCCCUUUGUGCCCGGUCAGCCAAAGAAGUUUGCGGACUUCAUGAAAAGAGCUCUAGGUCUCCAGUAAAGCUUCAUGUUGAUGAUUACCAGCGGAUGGCAGAGGGUGUGUCAGUCCAUUAGGCCUAAAAAUGAGCGAUCAUCCAUCUUCACCAAGACAGGACUUUGGUCACUUGUUUGACAUUUCCAGCACCCGAGGGCCGGCUGCUGCCAGAUCAUUAUUAAGAAAAAAUGACCGACAGAAAGGCGAGAAACACUUUUUAUUACAACAGACUCUCGCUCCGCCUUAGGACCGACUGACCCAUGUUCCUCUGCUGUCCACAUGGAACCCUUCUCCACAAGUUCUUGUUUGAAUAUCUGCUACUACCACCAAGAUCUGCACCCGUCUUACUGUCUAUAUCAACCAACACCUUUUCUGGGGUCUGACGGGCGUCGGCAUCGGGCGCCUCAACCCGGCGUUCGGUUCAUCCCGCAGAGCCGGUUCUGAUAACCAAAAAUGGCCCCACUUUUAUCUUGGCACAACCUAGAACAGGGGUCUCCAGCCUCGUUCAAGCCAGGCAGCAGUUCAGAAGAGAUGUGGGUGUGAAACUACUGGAUUUGACGGAACAAGCCUGAACUACUGCCUGGCUUAUUUUGCAAUGACUGAUUGUAAGGAUUGCAAGGCAUCCUCACUGCACCUGUGCCCGGGUUUUGAACUUGCCGUCAAAACUCUAAAGACUGACCACACAGUUCCUGUCUUCACAAUAAAUGCACUGCUUCUUUCUGCCGGCGUUAACACAAUAAGAGUCUCAGAAAGCUGGCGCACACAAGCGAGCAAGCCACAGAGUUUGCCGCCAUUGUAUAAUCAAGCUCCGGCCGAGUCAUACCAAAGACUAUAAAAAUGGGCGUCAGUACCUCCCUGCUUGGCACUCAGCAUCAAGGGUUGGAAUUGGAGAUUAAAUCACCAAAAAUUAUUCCCGGGCGUGGCCACUGCUGAUGCCCACUGCUCCCCUUACUUCCUAGGAGGUGAUCAAGGGUGAUGGGUCAAAUGCAGAGAAUAAUAGAAUAGAAUAGAAUAAAAAAGUUCUUUAUUGAUCCCUAGUGGAAAUUCAGCACCACAGUUUGCUCACAAUAGACAAUAAACACGUAGUUAUUUUUACAUGUGAAUAACAUAAAUACAGCCUAUUAUGCAUCAUUAUUCACAUGUGAAUAACAGUCCAUUAUACAGCAUUAUUCACAUGUGAAUAACAUAAAUACAGUCUAUUAUACAGUAUGAUUCACAUGUGAAUAAUAUAGUCUAUUAUACAGCAUUAUUCACAUGUAAAUAACAUAAAUACAGUCUACUAUACAGUAUGAUUCACAUGUGAAUAACAGUCUAUUAUACAGCAUGAUUCACAUGUAAAUAACAUAAAUACAGUCUAUUAUACAGCAUUAUUCACAUGUGAAUAACAUAAAUACAGUCUAUUAUACAGCAUUAUUCACAUGUAAAUAAUAUACAGUGUAUCAUACAACAUUAUUCACAUGUGAAUAACAUAAAUACAGUAUUAUACAGCAUUAUUCACAUGUAAAUAACAUAAAUACAGUAUUGUACGGCAUUAUUCACAUGUGAAUAACUACGGUCUAUUAUACAGCAUUAUUCACAUGUGAAUAAUAUAAAUACAGUCUAUUAUACAGCAUCAUUCACAUGUAAAUAACAUAAAUACAGUAUUAUACGGCUAUCACAUGUUAAUAUAAAUACAGUCUAUUAUACAGCAUUAUUCACAUGUGAAUAACAUAAAUACAGUCUAUUAUGCAGCAUUAUUCACAUGUGAAUAACAGUCUAUUAUACAGCAUUAUUAAUAUGUAAAUAACAUAAAUACAGUCUAUUAUACAGUAUGAUUCACAUGUGAAUACAGUCUAUUAUACAGCAUUAUUAACAUGUAAAUAACAUAAAUACAGUCUAUUAUACAGUAUGAUUCACAUGUGAAUAACAGUCUAUUAUACAGUAUUAUUAACAUGUAAAUAACAUACAGUCCAUUAUACAUUAUGAUUCACAUGUGAAUACAGUCUAUUAUACAGCAUGAUUCACAUGUAAAUAACAUAAAUAUAGUUUAUUAUACGGAUAUCACAUGUUAAUAUAAAUACAAUCUAUUAUACAGCAUUAUUCACAUGUGAAUAACAGUCUAUUAUACAGCAUUAUUCACAUGUGAAUAACAGUCUAUUAUACAUCAUUAUUAACAUGUGAAUAACAUGAAUACAGUCUAUUAUUUCGCCACAACUUAACUUAAAAGGAGUAUGGAAGCUGGACAAACAAGAUGGCAAAAAUAAAGCACUCUAAUUGGUGUUGGGCAGAAAAGAGGACUUUUUUCCUCUAUUUGAAAAUGUGGAUGUUACUCUCUAAUUCCAAUCAAUGCAAGUCAUCAUAUUUAGGAAAUACAGUAACUUUUAUUAUUGUCUUCAUGAAAGAAAGGAAUGUUAAACAUGCUUUAAUUCUCAUUAAACACCUUUUGAACUUGUUAACGUUUGUUUCAUAAAUAAAUCAAUAUAAAUGAUCUCCUCCACUUGGUCCAUUAAAGAGUAGCUGGCCCCUGAUGUACAGUAAGGAUAUGCUAGAGAGGAAGACCAGAUACUGGUCAGAGUUUAAUCACCAUGUCCACCUCAAGCAGGCCAAAGUCCAGUUUCAAUUCACUUUGUAUCAAAAUAAUCUCAAACUUGCACGCUGAGUCGACUUCGCUCCAAAGAACGGGAUUUCCCUCGACCUGCAGUUCAAGUCGUGUCAGGAAAAUAGAUGUAUAUUUAUGGUUUGAAGACUUUAUACUGGGUAAUAAGGAAGGCGCCAUUAAAAUGUUGUUGUGAUUAUUCUAGCCACCAUUGUGCAAGUGGCAGGCGGUUGAGAUCACACUGGGAUAUUUGCCUGGUAACCUGAUAGUCCGCUGUGUGUCUCAAGGUUACACACACACACACCUGUUGGUACUGAAUUCACUGUGGGUGUUGACUUAACCUUUUCACUUACUUGAAGCACUUUCAUCACCAGUGGCUAGUGCCUUGAACUAAUUAAGACUAGUAUGUACCAACUAGGAACUUCUAAUCACGGUCAUAAAUAUUACAAACCCCGUUUCCAUAUGAGUUGGGAAAUUGUGUUAGAUGUAAAUAUAAACGGAAUACAAUGAUUUGCAAAUCCUUUUCAACCCAUAUUCAGUUGAAUGCACUACAAAGACAAGAUAUUUGAUGUUCAAACUCAUAAACUUUAUUUUUUUUUGCAAAUAAUAAUUCGAAAUUUAUGGCUGCAACACGUCCCAAAGUAGUUGGGAAAGGGCAUAUUCACCACUGUGUUACAUUACCUUUUCUUUUAAAAACCCUCAAUAAACGUUUGGGAACUGAGGAAAUUAAUUGUUGAAGCUUUGAAAGUGGAAUUCUUUCCCACUCUUGCUUGAUAUACACCUUAAGUUGUUCAACAGUCCGAGGUCUUGUUGUCGUAUUUUACGCUUCAUAUUGCGCCACACAUUUUCCAUGGGAGACAUGUCUGGACUGCAGGCGGGCCAGGAAAGUACCCGCACUCUUUUACUACGAAGCCACGCUGUUGUACCACGUGGCUUGGCAUUGUUUUGCUGAAAUAAGCAGGGGCGCCCAUGAUAAUGUUGCUUGGAUGACAACAUACGUUGCUCCAAAACCUGUAUGGACCUUUCAGCAUUAAUAGUGCCUUCACAGAUGUGUAAGUUACCCAUGCCUUGGGCACUAAUACACCCCCAUACCAUCACAGAUGCUGGCUUUUGAACUUUGCGCCUAUAAUUAUUUAAGUGUGAUUUGUUUUUAAGUGUCAUUCCGGAGGACGCCACGUCCUCUGUUUCCAAAUUUAAUUUGAAAUGUGGACUCCUCAGACCACAGAACACUUUUAAACUUUGCAUCAGUCCAUCUUAAAUGAGCCCGGGCCCAGCGAAGCCGGCGGCGUUCCUGGGUGUUUUUGAUAAAUGGCUUUAGCUUUGCAUAGUUGAGUUUUAACUUGCACUUACAGAUGUAGUGACAAACUGUAUUUCUUCCGUCCAAAGGCAAAACCCAGUAACUCAAUUUUGGUCAAAACUGAGCUGAUAAUAAUUUUGGAGUUCCUAAGUGAUAUGCUUUACAUUAGUGUAUGCGAUAUUGUAAUUUGUUCCUUAAGUAAGCUGUUACGCGCAUGGCAGGACCUAGCAACUACCACAUAACCGCGUAGAUACAACAGAAAAUCCUAGUAUCUCAAGGGACCAAUCGGAGCUUCUUUGUCAAUCGCCUUAUUGUCUGUCUUUAAUGAGACAUUUGCACGAAUGGGGGCCGACGGUCAACCUGAUUAUGUGAUAUUAUGGCACGAGGGGAUAUUUGGAAGAUUGGCCCAGGACGUUGCAAGCACCUUCAUUAAAUGUAUUGUUCUUGAUUCUUCCCCUUGCAUACUUUUUUUGGGCGGAUAACUGUGGAGGUCAAAAUAAAAACUGGAUGCAGAAUGGGGCCCACCCGAGAUUGUGAUAAAAUAUCUGGAGAAAGGGCACACAUUCAUGAGAGCAGAUUCAAACCAUGGCUCAAUCGGCAAGAAAAUGAAAGCUCAAGAAAACCUCUAUACGUUUGAUGACUUUGUAGAUCUUUGUAAGACAGCAUCAAGAUAGAUUGGUUUUCCUUUGUUUUCUCAAAAUCAGCUAGACGUGAGUUACUAGGUUUUGCCUUUGCACGGGAGAUUUAGUGACAGUGGUUUUCUGAAGUGUUCCUGAGCCCAUGUGGCGAUAUCCUUUACACACUGUCGGUUUUUGAUGGAGUACCGCCUGAGGGGUCAAAGUUCCGUAAUAUCAUGGCUUACGUGCAGUGAUUUCUCCAGAUUCUCUGAACCUUUUGAUGAUUUUACGGACCGUAGAUGGUAAAAUCCCUAAAUUCCUUGCAAUAGCUCGUUGAGAAAUGUUGUUCUAAAACUGUUCGACAAUUUGCUUACAAAUUGGUGACCCUCGCCCCAUCCUUGUUUGUGAAUUACUUAACAUUUCAUGGAAGCUGCUUUUAUACCCAACCAUGGCACCCACCUGUUCCCAAUUAGCCUGCACACCUGUGGGAUGUUCCAAAUAAGUGUUUGAUGAGCAUUCCUCAACUUUAGCAGUAUUUAUUGCCACCUUUCCCAACUUCUUUGUCAUGUGUUGUUGGCAUCAAAUUCUAAAGUUAAUGAUUAUUUGCACACAAAAAAAAUGUUUAUCAGUUUUAACGUCAAAUAUGUUGUCUUUGUAGCAUAUUCAACUGAAUAUGAGUUGAAAAGGAUUUGCAAAUCAUUGUAUUCCGUUUAUAUUUACAUCUAACACAAUUUCCCAACUCAUAUGGAAACGGGGUUUGUACUUAUUGUUAUGAAGGUGUCUGUUACUAAAUGAUAUACAUACUUGCAUUGUAUAUAUAAAAUGUUGAUGGAGGCUUUAAAAGUUGUUUUCGAGGUUUGAAGGCUCCAAUGGUGACUACCAUCCGCUACAUUGUUCGAGAGUUUUUUUUAUUAUCUUUAGAAUUUAAAAAAAAAUACUUGUGUUCUUGUCUUUAUUGUCAACAUUUAUUAUGUACGUAUUCUAUAGACCUGAUGUUAUAUCAUGAUAAAUGACCAAGACUGCAUCUGUUUAUUAUUACUUCAUAAAACCACCUUUUUGGUUAUUAUAUUUUCCUUAUAAAGUAAUAAAUUUAACUUAAAAUACUUCAGGUUGAGGGCUUUUUCUUAUAUUUUUUCAUGUGAGAUUAAAAAUGGAUCAAUUAAUUACAGCUCAUGAAUAAUUAAUUUCCUUAAUGGCUUGACUGCGCUAGUUUGAGCCAAUUUAACUUAACUCAAAGUUGUUUCCAGCCAAUAUCUCCCCUAGGCAGCAAAGUCACGCAGGUGUAAGAAGAAGUUAACCACUGCAUAAUAAAAUUAAAAUAAAGUCAAACUACA